GAAAGAGUAGUGUGCUACCAUACCAAGUUGUUGGUUAUUUAAGGAGUCUAAAAUUUUUAAGUGGCCACCAAAAUCUAAAAAUCCUACACUUGAAAGCAUUAAAGCAACAUUGCCAAAAGAAAAUUGGAGUACAAUUCAUUAUAACAGGUUUAUAGGACCAUUUGCUACAUAUAAUGAAGCUAGAAGUAUUGAAAUCGAAGCUCUUAAUAUUUCGACUAAUGACGAAGAUGCAUUUGAAACAAUCACAAAUAAAGCAACUAAUUGUAAGCCACUUCCCAUGAAACGUGCAAUCAAAAAACCAUAUCGACUUUGUUCUUCCGAUGAAGAAUAUGAUAAGAAAUCAUAUGUUAAAAAUAAAAGACUUCCGAAACUUCAAAAAAAUAAUAUUUCUCUAGGUGAAGAUAAAGAAUCUAAUGAAAAAUCUGAUGAAAAUUCUAAUGAAGAAUCUGAUGAAGCUGCAGAACAAAUUCUAAAACCUUACAAUAUCCAAAAGAGUUUCCAAAAACCUCCAACCAAUUAUAUUUCAAAGAAUAAUAAUAAGAAAUUUACAAGCGAAGAUGAAGCAUGUGUAGCAAAGUGUUUUGUUGACAAUGAAAACAAUAACAUAGGUUUUGAAAGUCAACCUUUGGAAUAUGGAAAUUUCUUUAGUCAGGAACCACUUCUAACGAAACAAUCUGAACCAACAAACAAUAAUGUUGAAUCAAAUAAUGAAAUAUAUAUAUCUGAAACAUUAAAUGAUCUAAAUGACACGAAUCAACUCGACGAACAAAUAUCGUUGCAACAAAAUAUACUUAAUUCAGCUCAAUUGGAUAACGAUAAAAUAUUAAAAAAUAAUUCAAUUAUUCAUAAUGUCAUUGAAACUACACGUAUACAAAAUAAUACUGACCGACAAAACGAACGACGUACGUUCGAACAUCAUGAAUUAUGUUGCGCAUCCUGUCGUAGAGAUAUUCAGACAAUUAAAAAAACAAUAAAUUCAGUUUAUCUUCUUGUAUUGGAUAUGAGUAAUGAAGCACCUCGCGAUGCUACCAAUAAUCUUGCUUUAAACUUGCCUAUUACAUCAGAAAAAGAAUUGAAAGACUUUGAAAUAUUACUAAAAGAAGAUGCUGCAGCUCGGUCACAAUAUAAAAAAAUGAUAAAAAAUAUCGGUGGUACAACUUUCCAAAAACAUGUACGAAAUGCUUUAACUGCUACCUUAACUGAUCAAAUGGCAUAUAAAAUGUCAUGGACAGGACAAAAAAAUUCGCUAAUGGUAAAAGAAAUGAAGAUUAUGGAUUUGAUAAUUGAGACUAUAAUUAAUUCUCGAUUAGAUUCUACGAUUGAUAAAAUACAAGCUGUUAUUAAAUCAUGGUUACAACAUGCUGGCGAUCGUCUUCCUAAAGAAGAAAGAACAAGCAAAAAAUAAAAAUAAGCAUUUAAGAUAAGAUUAGAUUUUCAUUAGAUCAUAUUAAGUAAUAUG
Molecule: messenger RNA, 1459 nt
Organism: Camponotus floridanus (Florida carpenter ant)
Lineage: Eukaryota; Metazoa; Arthropoda; Insecta; Hymenoptera; Formicidae
Product: hybrid signal transduction histidine kinase D-like
Exons: 10
Coding region: 278-1405 (375 amino acids)
Source: RefSeq, a predicted model, not a curated record